UACUUGUAUUGUUUUAUGCAGCACUUGUGACAGUUCUCGUUUUAUUCUGCCGGAGACAUCGUAAUAUUUACUCAUUGCCACAGUCAUAAUCAUUAUGUAAAAAUCUUGAAUGAUUCAUAACUCCAUACUGCAAAAAACUUUAAUGAUAAUAAUAAUAAUAAUGAUACAUGGGAAUAUGCGGAACUGAUCUUUCUGUACAAACAUUUUCUCCUGUGUGCUACACCUAUUAUAGAUUGCAGGUUUUCCAUUGGCAGAUAUUUUAAUUAAUACAUACGUGUUACAGCCAACUUUCAGCUGUGUUCUGUUAUCAUUAUUUAUGUUUAUUAUCGAGGUUUUUCCUGUUUCGCUCUUUGAAGAGGUGGUGCCUGACAUGCUGAGACAAAUCCUGAUUCACACAGUUGCGAGGAGAGCGGCCAUAGUGACCUUGAUUCAGAAAGGGGCAGUUAGAGGAAUCUGUCAUAGUCAGCCGUGCUGUAGUUCUGAUGUAGAAUUAACAUCUGUUCGCUAUCCAGGUGUUCAGCGUGGAAGUUAUUCCCAGCUCAGUGACAAACAUGUGCAACACUUUAAAAGUAUUUUGCCCAAGGAGAGAGUCAUAACAGAUGAAGAUGAUAUAGCAGCACACAAUGUUGACUGGUUGGGAAUGGUUCGAGGUGCCAGCCAAAUUGUGCUGAAACCCAAGACUACAGAGGAGGUAUCAGCAAUUCUCAAGUAUUGCAAUGCUGAGAACUUGGCAGUAUGUCCACAAGGUGGCAACACUGGGUUGGUUGGGGGUAGUGUGCCUGUGUUUGAUGAGGUUGUCAUCUCCACCAGUCUCAUGAACAACAUUAUCAGUCUGGAUGAACUCUCAGGUGUUCUGGUGUGCCAAGCAGGCUGUAUCCUGGAAAAUUUGGACUCUUAUCUCUCUGAACGAGGUUUGAUGAUGCCUCUGGACUUAGGAGCCAAGGGGACAUGUCAGAUUGGAGGAAAUGUGUCUACCAAUGCUGGGGGCAUCCGGUUGAUUCGAUAUGGCAGCUUGCAGGGUAGCGUAUUGGGUAUUGAGGCGGUGAUGGCUGAUGGUGAAGUGAUAGACUGCUUGAGCUCGCUGAAGAAAGACAAUACAGGCUACCACCUUAAACACUUGUUCAUUGGGUCAGAGGGCACACUGGGUAUUGUUACUAAAGUGGCCAUCCAGUGUCCACCAAGUCCCAAAGCAGUUAAUGUUGCAUUUCUGGGCUUGGACACAUUUGAUGAUGUUCUGCGCACGUUCAAGGAAGCUCGAAGUGGGUUGGGUGAAAUAUUGUCUUCGUGUGAAAUGAUGGACAUGUUGGCACUGGAUGCUGCCACAACAAAUCUCAAUCUUCAACGACCAAUUGGAGAGUUCCCAUUCUACAUGCUGAUAGAGACAUCUGGAAGCAAUGGGACACACGAUGAGGAAAAGUUGACCAGUUUCUUGGAGGGUUUAAUGGGUAGUGGAAUCAUUCAUGAUGGAACUGUGGCCAGUGAGCCAUCUAGGAUUAAGUCAAUAUGGCAACUUCGUGAACUCCUACCAGCCAGCCUGACAAGUGAAGGCCUCUUGAAUUCUUAUGACAUGACUCUUCCGAUGAAAUAUCUGUAUGAUCUGGUGCCUCUGGUAUCAGAGCGCCUGGCUGGAACAUCUGCCAUCCGAUGUUGCGGCUUCUGUCACCUUGGUGAUGGCAACCUGCACUUGAACAUUACAACUCCAAAGUUUGACCCUGCUGUCCUGAAAAUUGUUGAGCCAUUUGUGUUUGAGUGGACAUCCAAGCUGAAGGGCAGCGUGAGUGCUGAGCAUGGUAUUGGCUUCAAGAAGACACAGUAUAUCCACUUUUCCAAGUCACAGAGUUCCCUGAACCUCAUGAAAGACAUAAAGAAGCUGAUGGAUCCCAAGGGUAUUCUGAACCCAUACAAGGUUCUGCCAGCACAACACUAAGAUCAGUGCUCCCAGCAUAACCAGUUAUGUGUAUUCAGAUGGCACACCAGUGCAACGCCACAUGGUGUGAAAACUGUUGGAUUUUAACAACAUCCUGCUUCUGUUACAAAUUACUGGACUGCAUCAUUAUCACCUGAGGAGAGAGAUCUGUCUAGUGUUUACAUGACUGUAAACAGUAGAUAGCUGACCGAAAAGUAAUGCCUCUGAUGUUUUGUAGGAGUUCUACCUUUCUUAUUUACAGAAUACUUGGUAGAUGGUGUCAGUAAUCUAUAUACCUUCACUUCUUCUUGUAAUGGCUGUCUUUAUGUACUCUGAAGCAAUAAAUAACCUCAAUUAUAGCAUAGGGAAAACUGUUGCAUAUCCAAUGCAAAUAUUUUUCUUUGCAGUUUUCUUGCCUUUAUCAUUCAAAUGAGAAUGUGUUCUUCUGUUGAUUGAAUAUAUUGGAAUUUUAAUAUCAAAUAAAUUGUAUGUUACUCCAUCAUAAGAUGAUAGUACUACUAAAAAUUAAUCAAUUUCUAGUACUUCUGGCUGAGAAAAGUUUUACACCAAACCGAUUAGUUCAGUGACAAUGACUUGCAUUAUGGAAAUUUGGAGUUGUCUGUCCUAAUUGAAACUUUUCUUUCAAUCCUGUCCAGUGAAUUCCAGAAAUAUGGCACUAAUUCUUCCUCCACAUCCCUCCAUACUUACCACAUAUUAUCCUACCAUUUCUCUACUGACAUCACAUAAUUGCUGGAAUUGUUAAGAGCAUGAUUUUAAACCCAGGACACAAUGCUGACAUUGACAAUUGCGAGCAUGAGCUGUCCAAUUUGAGACAUUUUGACUAGAUGUUGCUCUUGCAAGAUGUUCUUUAUCCAGUCUAAUGUUCAUGGGAAAAAAGCUUUACAGUUUGAAAUGCUAUGUUACAAACAUUAAGUAUUACCAUUACUGAUAUACAGGAGCAAGUAUAACUGCUAGCUUAUAUUGAUUUUGCGCUGUGAAACCUGCUUGUGACAGACCUGGAAACCUGUAUAUAAUGUUCCAUUCUUCAGGACUAAAUAUUUAUGAAACAAGAAACUAAUCUGCAAAACUGUUUUAGAAUUCAAACAAGAUGGUGCAUAUUACAUGAAUCAGUAUCAGUCACUUUCAGUUUAGCGACACUUUUUAAAAACAGGAAACUGUGGGCCUGAGAGAAUUUAUAGACUAAGUUUAUAAAGUUUUUAUUAUUUCAAGUAAUUGGUAGAGAGCACUGUGUCUGUAUACGGUUUUGUCAAGUUUUGGGAACACUGCUGAUGCCUGUUUUAUUAGACUUAUGAAGAUCUUAUGACAUGAUAACCUUGUAAUUUUGACUAUCUCAGCAUGACCAACCAUGACUCUUGUCAUAUUUAAGUCCCAGUAUAAAUGUUGCUGUAUUCCUGGUAGAGGUGUCAGAAAAGUUCUGUGGGGGCAGGAACUUUAGUGACUGACACCCAGUUGUACAUUUUUGGGUUGAGAAUGAACAGCCUUCAUGGCCUCUUUCUUCUGAUGUCCCUUAAGACAGGUUUCUGAGGUUAUAUUGGUGGAAAUGUGAAAUACUGAUGGUCAUAUUUUUGUAUGUGCUUAGAAUAUAUGAACAAUUUAUGAUACUGUGCCAAUAUUGUACAUUGCUAUAUUUCAAGAUGUAUAAAACUGCUGUUUAUAUA
Messenger RNA from Cryptotermes secundus, 3585 nucleotides. RefSeq names its product D-2-hydroxyglutarate dehydrogenase, mitochondrial (gene D2hgdh). The record is from RefSeq and is a predicted model, not a curated record. The coding region runs from base 317 to 1927 and encodes 536 amino acids. Lineage: Eukaryota; Metazoa; Arthropoda; Insecta; Blattodea; Kalotermitidae. The transcript is spliced from 8 exons. Gene Ontology annotation, molecular function: catalytic activity; FAD binding. Gene Ontology annotation, cellular component: mitochondrion.